Molecule: messenger RNA, 8491 nt
Organism: Podarcis lilfordi (Lilford's wall lizard)
Lineage: Eukaryota; Metazoa; Chordata; Lepidosauria; Squamata; Lacertidae
Source: the annotation of a GenBank genome assembly
AUGGGGAACGAGAUGUUCCUCACUCACAAGCCAUCAAAGCAUUUGUCACUCUGGCUAGUAAGAAACAGGUGGAAGGUCCUUCCUCACCUGCUGUGGAUUGCUGCUCCCGCCAUGGGCCGUGGCAACAAAGAGCAACCUCAGAGGUAGCAGGUACGUCUGUACAAUACCUUUUUAGUGUCAGCGGUCAAUUUUUGAUGGGGUGAGGGUCCUGUGGAGGACUGAAGGGAGCAGGUGUGGCGGAAAUCCUUCCUAAAGGCUGUGGUGCCUGGGCUUUGGCCAGUGAGGGAGGCACUUAAUAUGAGGAAUAAUGAUUCGUUGAUUUAGUUAGCCUUACUGCGAAUCUGAGAAGUAUCUCUGACAUGUAUUUGCUGAACCUUUUACAGUGGUACCUUGGUUCCUGAACGCCGCAAACCCGGAAGUGAGUGUUCCGGUUUGCAAAUGUUUUUCGGAAGCUGAACGUCCGACGCGGUUUCCGCUUGAGUGCAGGAAGCUCCCGCAGCCAAUCGGAAGCCGCGCCUUGGUUUUCUGAACUGUUUCAGGAGUCAAACAGACUCCCAGAACGGAUGAAGUUCAAGAACCGAGGUACUACUGUGUUUAAAAAACCCGAGAGAGGAGAUUCCUCUGUUUCACCUGUUUGAGUUCUGAACUGCUCUUUGUCAUCAGGAAGUUUUCCUGAAAUGUCUUUAAUUUUCUGGACCAAAGGCUCAGCCUUUUAAGUUGGGUGUCCUAUUCUUCAUGCCCUCUGCCACCUACUUAUGCUAUAUUAUCAUCAUCAUCAUCAUUAGGUUUGCAGCAGCAUUCCAUGAUCUCAUUCAGAGGUCUGUUGCAAAUUUUGGGGACUGAAUUUGGGAUCUCAGACACUCAAAACUUGCUUCCUUUGAAUCCCGUUAUAAACCCUCUGGAAUCCACAUGUUGGCAUCCGUCUGUCUCGGGAGACAAUGGGAGAGUGUGUCUUGGGGGAGGGCGAAGUCAAACCACUGGAAGGUUAUAGCACCUGCUGUAGCUGUAGACAGCAAUAAAGGAGAGACAUGUUUUGUUGCAGCUGGGGCACAUGAAGGCGUCCAGUUUUGCUGCUGCAGAUGCACGAUGGCAUUUCUUCUUUCUGCGCUCCUCCCAGUGGUCAUUCCUCCUCUGGCCACUGCUAUGGAAGCAUGGCUUGGCUGAUGGUCUCCACGCACCGCUGCUGUCUGCAAGGCAUCCCACCUGUUGAGACAUAAUAUUUCUACAGAGGGGGUCUUUAGACUUUAAAAAAUAGUUCUUUGUAUUUAUUUUGAACAAGGUCUUCAGAUUUCUAGAGAGCUAGUGGGUGGGACUCCCUGCUUGCCUGCCUGUCUCUUUCUCUUUGCAUAGGAUGGGCAGGAUCUGAAAGGGAGAAAACCACAUGGUGCUCACCCAUCAGGUGACUUUGUAAAGCUUUCUCAGCUUCUUCAGAAAUAAUCACCAUAGACAUUCCAAGCUUACAGAUAUUUCAUUUGCCAGCAUCCCCGAUAAAGACCCCAAAUGUGGGUACACGGCACCAGUCAGUUGGGGAGGAAAAGUCUCAUCAUUCACGUUGCACGGAACAAAGUGUUUACGUCCCAGAGAUGAAUAACUUCUAAGUUUCCAGGUUCCGACUUAGUCACUAUGUGACUUGUCUAUUGUUGCUUAUAACCUUGCGUCUCAUGACGAUGACUUGGAGUCUGUCAACUGCUCACAGCCGCCUUUUGUCUUAAAAGAAAGGAGCGAUCUGACCGACUCUGGGAUGUGCAGUUUCAGAUUUCUGGAGAAUACCAGUGGCUUCUGGAUUUAGCAGCCUGCUUUAACAUAGAUGUGGCUCCCUCAUGGAUAAUAUCACGGUGAGUGGGUGGAAUGCCAAAUUAUAUCCUUGCACAACUGUGUCUCCAUGUCAAAACUGUGCCUACAUAGCACACUUUAUACUGUAUGUGCUUUUUUUUUUUUUUUUUUUGGAGUAUGCUGUAUAUAUAUCUUCUAGUUGUUUAAGAGUUUGUUCAUUUUUUAAGCUGCUUGAAUGAAGUGGGUUUGUGCAUUGAGGAUUCUGUUCUUGAGACCAGGGGUUUCAAACAAUUGUGUGCCCUUGAUUUUAUCCCAGCUGCUCUAAUGUACACGAGAAAGAUUUGAACCAGCCCCUGUGCUCUGUGUGUUGCGUUUCGAUGCAUAUUUACUAAGAGCAGCUGAGAGAACUUAAAUCUGUGUGAGCUUUAUGUUCCGCAGCUGCAAAAUGCCUUCCUUCGGCAAGAUUCCACACUGCCUCCCCCUUUGCCACACAAACCCCGUCUUUUCUUCCAGUGUUUGUUUGUGAAGAGACUUUUGGGAACGGUGCCUCUGAGCGGUCACACACUCUGGCGUUCAGCCCGGUGUUUUUCAGGAGCAGAAACAUUUCUAGUCAGCAGCCACCCAGCUUUUCUGUUAUGGGAAGUAGUGAGGCAACGGUCAUCAACCCCUUGUUUGUCAGGAGCAGCAGUGAAGGCUCUGUGUGCCGACGGCAAGCGGUGGCCGUGGUGGGAUCCUGUCAACAAGCCCCUUGUAUGUACAGUCAUACCUCGGGUUACAGGUGCUUCAGGUUGUGUUUUUUUCAGGUACAGACCCACUGAAACCUGGAAGCACCGGAACGGGUUAUUUCCGGGUUUCGGGGGUCGCGCAUGUGCAGAAGCGCUAAAUCGCGCUUUGCACAUGCACAGAAGCACUGUAUCACAACCUGCGCGUGUGCAGACACCUCCGUGUGGGUUGCGAACGUGCAUCCCGCACGGAUCACGUUCGCAACCUGAGCGUCCACUGUACACUGGUACCUCGGGUUACAUACGCUUCAGGUUACAGACUCCGCUAACCCAGAAAUAGUACCUUGGGUUAAGAACUUUGCUUCAGGAUGAGAACAGAAAUCGUGCUCCGGCGGCGCUAAAGUGGUGCUUCAGGUUAAGAACAGUUUCAAGUUAAGACGGACCUCCGGAACGAAUUAAGUUCUUAACCUGAGGUACCAUUGUAUAUGUCUGUAUGUGUAAACAUGGGAUGUAAGAGUGCCCCACACUGUGCCGCAAGGAGAUAGGAUAAUAAUAUAAGGAUGGAAUAAGAAAUACAGUGAAUAACACAACAAUAACAAAAAUAAUAGUAGGUAAAGAAGAUCGCACAUGGGUGGAGGGAAGUACUGGGCUGUUGGGGAGGGAGGUGAAGGGAUUAAUUGAAAUUGUUAAAGAUUGGCAUAGGAUUUAAGAGAUUUAUAAAGAUUCUAUAAGGAAAGCAGCAAGCAGCGAGAAAUAUCAAGUAAAGAUAUGGGAGAGGAGAUCAGUGUAAAUGAAAACAUGAGACUUAUGGUUUUGUUACAUAUGAUUUUAUUUUGGAGUUGUCUGUUUAUUUUAGAGUUGUUUGUUGUAAAGAAUGUACAGUGGUACCUCGGGUUAAGUACUUAAUUUGUUCCGGAGGUCCGUUCUUAACCUGAAACUGUUCUUAACCUGAAGCACCACUUUAGCUAAUGGGGCCUCCUGCUGCUGCCGCGCCGCCGGAGCACGAUUUCUGUUCUCAUCCUGAAGUAAAUUUCUUAACCUGGAGCACUAUUUCUGGGUUAGUGGAGUCUGUAACCUAAAGUGUAUGUAACCUGAAGCAUCUGUAACCCAAGGUACCACUGUAUAUUAUGUGAAUAAAAUAAUAAAGGAUUGGAGGGGGGGGGUGGAGAAAAAGAAAAAAAAGAAAGUGGGCUCCAGACCCCAUUCUGAAACCCAAAUUCACACAGAGCCAGUGUUCAAAAUUCGCCAGGCGCAUUUUGCACCUGCCUACUGGCCACUUGCAACCAAGUAAAGAUGCCCAGGCGUCAGAAUGGCUCAUGACGUCUCCACCAUCUGGAGGUGCGUACCUGGGGGUCCUUGGAUCUUGACUGUUUUCGCACACUAGCAACACAUUCUGCAGAAUUCCACCUGUUAUAUUUUGUCUGCACAAUCAGAAUGAAUCUGAGGAACCAAAAAGUCAUAUUGAAAAAUAGGACUUUUGUGCUGUCUGUCUGGCCCCAAAAUGGCGACUCGAUAUUCCAUUUUGGCAACUGUAACCCUGGUUUAAGGGGCCAUUUGGUACCUAGCUUAUAUAUCUGAGUUUCUAAAACUGCAAGGAGCCUGAUAGUUAUUUAGUGAGGAGAAAGCACACACUUCUCAUCACUUGGUGUGAGGGCGAUCUGGCUGCGACAUCUGUCACCCCAUUGAUCGCCAGGGUUGAUUCGGCUGAUCUGGCUGGCUAGGCGGGUGUCCCCUUCCUCCCUCACUGCUCCAUGUGCAUCCCUCCCGAAGCUGCGCGUUCGGUGGAAGAGGACGACCAUCCCAGAUAGAAGGAGUGUACCGUUCUUCGGUCAAGGGUAUACGAUAGCUUGGUGUGUUCCAAGGCUGAACCAUGGAAUUGAGAACAGGGUUUUUGUGUGUUUGGAUGUUUUUAGUUGCCAUUUAUCGGACUUGCGCUGUCUGUGUGGCCCUGGGUUCUCCUGGCUAGAAAGGACUGUAAAGCUAAAUAACUGUCCAGCUAAGCCACUGAAAGCAGCAAAGGAAAGUGUCCCAGAGACACAUGGAGCAGUGCAACUUUGAAAUCUUGGCCUGUGCACAAGAUUGUACUGCGAUCAGAAAUGCUUUUGCUGUUGCACUUUAGGUUGCCUUCAAAGCAAAAGCAUUUCAGAACACGGCAUAACCUUGUGCACAGGCCAAGAUUUCAAAGUUGUCCAGCCUGCUCCAUGUGUCUCUGGGACACUUUCCUUGCUCCAGAUGAGUGGAGGUGGCAUAUAUCAGCUGGGAGAAGAUGCUUUGUGCAUGCUCAGAGACACACUUGUGCCAUGAUUUCCUGCACUGGAGUCAAAGCCCGGUGUUUAAAAUAGGCUAUGGGGCUGCCACAGCAUGCAUGUCCCAGAAUCUGUGUGAAAAUGGUUGUAAGGAGUUGCUUUCUUUCCACAAUGGCCUGUCUCCCCCAGUACCACCUGGUCUGACAAUCAGUGGAUUUCCAAGGUGUCAUGCGGGGAGUUUCACAGCCCUACUAAAAAUUCUGGGCUCCCUAUUCAUACAAAUAUGUGUCCUGCUAUUGGGCUAUGGCCCUAACUCUGAAAAAUCCAGGUCUCUUGGCCAGCUAAGAAACUUGCAAUGUUAUAUAAUCAUAAUAAUAAUAACAUAUUAUUUAUACCCCGCCCAUCUGGCUGGGUUUCCCCAGCCACUCUGGGCGGCUUCCAACAAAAUAUUAAAAUACAAUAGUCCGUCAAACAUCAAAAGCUUCCCUAAACAGGGCUGCCUUCAGAUGUCUUCUAAAAGUCUGGUAGUUGUUCUUUGACAUCUGGCGGGAGGGCGUUCCACAGGGCGGGUGGCACUACCGAGAAGGUCUGGUUCCCUGUAACUUGGCUUCUCGCAGCGAGGGAACCGCCAGAAGGCCCUCGGAGCUGGACCUCAGUGUCCGAGCGGAACAAUGGCGGUGGAGACGCUCCUUCAGGUAUACUGGGUCGAGGCCUUUAAAGGCUUUAAAGGUCAGCACCAACACUUUGAACUGUGCUCGGAAACGUACUGGGAGCCAAUGUAGGUCUUUCAGGAUUGGUGUUAUGUGGUCUCAGCGGCCGCUCCCAGUCACCAGUCUAGGUGCCGCAUUCUGGAUUAGUUGUAGUUUCACCUUCAAAGGUAGCCCCAUGUGUAGAGCGCAUUGCAGUAGUCCAAGCGAGAGAUAACCAGAGCAUGCAUCACUCUGGUGAGACAGUCUGCUGGCAGGUAUGGUCUCAGCCUGUGUACCAGAUGGAGCUGGUAGACAGCUGCCCUGGACACAAAAUUGACCUGCCCCUCCAUGGACAGCUGCGAGCCCAAAAUGACUCCCAGGCUGCGCACCUGGUCCUUCAUGGGCACAGUUACCCCAUUCAGGACCAGGGAGUCCCCCACAACCGCCGGCCCCUUGCCCCCAAAAAACAGUACUUCUGUCUUGUCAGGAUUAAACCUCAAUCAGUUAGCCUCCAUCCAUCCUCCAACCGCCUGUUAUUUAGACAUGGGGGAAUGUGAUUCCAACAUGGCAAUCCAGGGUAUGGAUGAGGCAGAGGUGUUCAUCUGGGAAUCUGGGGAUGCCUCCACCUCUCUCAGUUUUCCACAGGAAGAAAUACAAGUCAGUGCAAAUGACGGGAGGAGUUGGGGGCUUGUUUUUGUCUCCCUGGACUACAUGUCAGAUAAAUAUGUAGACCAGAGGUUAAGAGAGCUGUGGCUUCGUGGUUGCUGUGCUUAGCUUUUAAAAUUGCAGCGUUCAGAGUUCAGCAGGUCUUGUGACAAGCCUAGCGCGGAGGCAAGGGGCUUACAUUCUUGCCACCCGCCCCGUCUCCCCAGGCAGCUUUUGUCCGUGACUGUCCUCUCUCUGUUUGGACUCGGUUGGUCCUGCCCAGGCUGUCUGCAAACUCCUUGAGGAGCAGGUUGGUGUUUGUGCAUCUGCUUUGUCAGUUUGGGGAUAGAUUAAUAGCCAUGAAGCCCAGUUGCUUCCAUCCUGGCUGGCGUUGCUGGUAAAGGGGCUUACUAGGAAGCAGAACGGAGACUACUAAUACAAUAUUGAGCACUUUGCCAUGUUCCUCUGCGGGUGGAUGGUUGUGGACCAUUCUGCUCAAGUUUCUCUUGUGAAGUCUUUUUAAAAAAUUAUUAUUGAUUUGAUUUUAAAAAGUAUAAACAAAAAACAAUUCAGAAUCCAAAUAUCAAGAUUACUCUGAAUCUCCUGACUUCCCCCGAUCUCUUCCAUGGGUCGUAAUGAUAAUAUUUACAACUGCAUAUCAAUGCUUAUCCAAAUUUUUAUCCUUCUAAAUUAUCCAUACUUUCCGUUACUUUACAAGUGAGUUUAAAAUCCUGCUAAUAUUUUAACCUGCUUACAGUGGUCUUAGAAGUAAAUUAUAAACUUCUCCCAUUCUUUUUUAAAGUUCUUGUCUUCUUGAUUUCUGAGCUUCCUAGUUAAUUUUGCCAUGUCGGCAGAGUCCAUCAACUUGGUUUGCCAUUCUUCUCUAGUCGGGGUUGUCUCUUCCUUCCAUCUUUGUCUCUUCUGAAGGCUUAGCGGAAAGGGGCUGCUCAACCUAGGACCCGGCCGAAUGAUCGUGUGGCUCUGAGAAGGAAUUUGGUCCCUGUGGUCCGACUGCCUGCUGUUCUGAUGGAAUGAGUUGCAUGCGGCUUGGCUCGCUUGCUUGAGCCGCCUAGCAGUUUUGCUCAGUUAGCUCCUUUCUGCAGCUCACCUGCUCUCCAUAUCUGGUGUUACGGGCUCUUCUGGGUUGUGUAGCCUGAUCUUUUGAGUGGGUAGGGGGAAGUUCUGGGUGGGCGGUGCUGCUUCCCCGCAGGGGCUUCAGCUGAAUGGCCUUUUGGUUGCUUCCGGGUCUGUGAUUCUAGAUCAGACAUACGGCCCAAAGAAGGUGGUGGACUCUCCUCCAUUGGAGGUUUUUAAGCAAAGGCUGGGCGGCCAUCUGUCAUGGAUGCUUUAGCUGAGAUUCCUGUGUUGCCCGGGGUUGGACUAGAUGACCCUCAGGGUCCCCUCCAGCUCUACAGUUCUAUGAUUCUAGGAGCCUGCCAUGAGCUGAGCUCCCUGAGCCUGUAGAAGAAGCAAGAGGGGCCCAGGUUCCCUGGCAUAAUUCGAGGGGGGAACUGGGCUCUGGGAACUUGUCUCACAACUUUAGAGGGGGGUGUUUCGCACUCAUGGCCAGGUCCCUGGCUGCUGGGUCCCCCAGAUACUGAUGGGAGUUGUAGCAUCUGGAGAGCACCAGGUUGGAGGAAGGCUGUACGAGUUGGCCUCUGGUCUCCAACUCUGCUCAUGUGACUGUUAUGUGGUGGGUAUUCCAGACUAAUUGUGCUGGUCCCGAGGGUUAACUGUGCGGCGAGGUCCGAGUCCAGUCCGAGGUCGAGGGUGCGGUAUGGAGGCUGUCUGUCAAAGCUGAAGCGGGGUCCAAGGCAGGCAGUCGGGUGAGGUCAGGAACUCUGGCAGAAUAGCAGGACAGGGUGCAGGCAGGAACAGGCUACCAACAAUGUUGCUCCUGGAACCUGGGACUGGCCAGCUUUUAUCUGCCCCGAGGCAUAGGACGGCCCCGAUCCUCUGGUGACUCGCCUCUCCUGGCCUGGAGGCGAGCACUCCUCCUGUGGGAACUUAGUUCCCUCCGCCUCUCUGCCCUGAGCCUCUGCAGCUCAGGAGAGGCUGGAGGGUUACCGGACCCAGAGGCAACCUCAGCUUCCUCUGACGGGGCUGAGAGUGGAGCACCUGCAGGCAAUGGGUCCUCCAUCACCUCAGGAGCCAGAGCAGACUCAGCUGGUGCCUGCACAGGUGAGGACCCUUCAGGCUCAUGCCCCAGCCCCGGCUCAGCUGGUUCUGGAGGCGGGGACUCCUGGUCAGGCUGGGAUCCCUCAGGUUCAGCCUCUUGAGUCCGAAUCCCAGGCCAUCACACUAAUAAGCACAGAGGUCAAGCUAGUGGACUUGUUCACGUGGUGUUUGACUUUCUUCCUGUUUGCUUUUCCUCAGGUUACCAUGUGAUUCCAGAACUGGGCAGAAGCAGCAAUAG